UUGAUAAAGGUGCAUCUAGCAGUCUUGAGUGAUACAUAAAAGGUUAAGUGAAAAUCAGUAGAUUCCUAUUAACAUCCUUCAGGAUUUUCUAAAGGAUGUUGGGCCUGAAUUCUACCUGUCCAGCAGCCCUAUAUAGCCAUAGAGGGCUGCAUCUGAUCAUGGUGUCAAACCCUUCAGGAUUGGGAUUCAUCCUUCGAACAUUUCUGAUACCAAAGGGAAAUGAUCUCACAUGAAUCACAGGUUCAGCUUGUAACAUAUAUAACCUACCAUGGUAGACAUCCUAGACUGAUUAUCUCUCAAACUUGUAGCCAUUGCAAUUACUUCAACCCAGGUUUCUCCAAGGCCAAAAUAUUCAUUUUUCUUAUCAUUCUUUGCCAUCAUAAAGUACAAGGUCGCACUUUUAUCAUUGUUUCCUACGACACUCGCCCAAGUACCCUAUAUUUCUGCAGCCCUGGCGAAUGGCACAAACCAAACAACCCUCAGUCAAUGCCCGAACCAAAAUGCGACAAUCUAAGGAUGAAAUACCAUUGCUGUACCAUGUCCGUUAAUCGGGGUGAAAAUCCUGACUGUAGGACUUUUCCUGAUUCGAAAGGGACUGACUGUAUCUUUGCUGAUCGAGCUGGUUACUCAUCAUAUCCUAUUAAUGAUUAUCUCCCCUAUGGUCAUCUUGAAUUCAGUCCUUCCCAAAAGACUCCUUCAGCGUUUGUUGACAAAUGGGCCGGCUAUUCUGAAGUGGGUUACUUAGACGACUUGUUGAUAAGUCCGUCGGUCGGGGUUGCCGAAACUUCUUCGAGCCAGUCCAGCAAGACGCACAGGACUGCAUCCUGCGGACCGCCAACUCCGGAGUACUCAGGGUGUCUAAUCAUACAACAAGGUCUGUGUCACCUGCGCACCGCCUCAUGUACAUCAUCGUACUCACAGUGCCUGAGUCCGUCCUGAGGUACACUCCUGGUAAGGCAGGUUGCGGAGGCUAGCGGAGUCAAGCGGACCAACAAACUAGAAUUAGCAAACACCGAAAUCUUGUCAUGUGGCUCAUGACCAGGAAAGCCACAACCCACAGCGGAGCCAUUCCGUCAGUACGGUGUCUGCACAGCCACUUUGUCCCUAAGGCCCACAUCCAAGCCACUCUUCGGUUUGCUG
Molecule: messenger RNA, 1140 nt
Organism: Aspergillus novofumigatus IBT 16806
Lineage: Eukaryota; Fungi; Ascomycota; Eurotiomycetes; Eurotiales; Aspergillaceae
Exons: 3
Coding region: 220-939 (239 amino acids)
Source: RefSeq, a predicted model, not a curated record